Molecule: messenger RNA, 2404 nt
Organism: Caenorhabditis sp. 36 PRJEB53466
Lineage: Eukaryota; Metazoa; Nematoda; Chromadorea; Rhabditida; Rhabditidae
Source: the annotation of a GenBank genome assembly
AUGGGUUCGGCGAAAGGCGAACUAGUGGUCUUGACGUCUAUCAAGCAGAGUUCUGAUCACAAUAUUGUAAGAAUUGAUCGGUAAGCCAUUUUUUUUUCGAAAAUCGGCUCUGAAGGUUACUAAAUUUGCAGAGAAGAAACCGCGAAAGCCGAAAAAGUGCUUCUCAUCGCCGGAGGCCACAAUUGCGGACUGAUUGUCAAUAAAUAUGAGGAAAAUGCGUCGUACGGUUCGUUUUUUGCAUAUUUACCCGAAUAAUGCCCCCAGAUGACGUUACAGAAGCCGAAGCGGACGUGUCGCUCUCGUUCAGUGUUUCUUUGACCGAUAAAGAGAAGAAAAAGGUGCAGGAGAAGCGAUCGCUCUUUUUCAAACUCCGAAAAGGCGUCGAUUUGGACGUCGGUCGGGCGGUCGUGCACAAGUUUUUCCGUAGCCUUCUCUCCAAUCUUCCCGGCGGUUCGUGAAGGGCUCAGCUGGCGAAAAAACGAAAGGUUUUCAGAUUACGUGUCGUUUUUGAAGCGUGUCAUGACGAUGAUGCUCAAAGAUUUCAAUGAGAUCGCCUCGCUGACUUUUGAUUUGAAAAUCGUGGAUGAGACGGAGCAGGUGAUCAUUCCGGAUGCCACGCAGUACGGUAAGUCUUGGAAAAACAGAAAAGUGAGGGCCAUUGACAGCACAGUAAUAUUAUCUCGAUUCAGAAUUAACAAAAGCUCUCAAAGGUAUGCCCUCGUGUGACUUUCUCCCUUACAAAACUCGUCCUAAUUACUCUCCUUUCCCAAUUUCCCAUACUUGUCAUCUUACGGCUCGGAUCCAGCCUGUCGAUCGUUAUUUACAGUGUUAUUAGGCCUAUACGUCUCAUUUUUGACAUCAAAUUGAGAUGAAAAUUCGAAAUUUUGCCAUCCGGGCCUUCCAACUAUGAAAUUAACCCUCCCACUUUCCCUUAUUUUCGUAAGCUUCAUCCUAAUCUUCGUAUACUUUACAGAUUCUGGCUCAGAGCUCGAAGAUCUGACGUGCGGCCACGUGCAAGAUGUGCUCGAGCACGCGUUCCCGAACGGUCUCGACCUGCCCACACUGACCAACAAUCUGCGGUGCACCGAAGAGGAAGUGCUCGGGUUCCUCAAAGAACUCGAAGCGUCCGGAGUGGCGCGUAAGGUCGACGACGAGUGGAUCCGCGUGGACACAAAACGGGUCGAUGAGUCCGUUGAGGCGCAUCGCCACGCGUCCACUUCCGGCGCAUCCGGAUCGUACGGAUCCGCCACCGGGGACCAGCAGCCGACGGUCGCCAUCAUCACGUGUCUGUUCGUCGAGAAGCAGGCGAUCGAUUCGUUGAUCGAGGAGUCGUCGACGAUACAUAAGUACAAGUCGGGCGGCGACUCGAACGUCUACACUUUGGGCCGCAUCGGAGAGCACCGGGUGGUUGCCACGAAGCUCGCACUCAUCGGAGACUCCCGCGAAGCCAUCACGAGUGCCGGAUCGAUCACCACCCGUCUUCUUGGAAACUUCCAGAACAUCGAGCACGUGUUCAUUGUGGGCGUGGGUGGCGCCGUCCCCCAUUUCACCGACGCCUCCCUCCACGCCCGACUCGGCGACGUCAUCGUCUCGGCGUCGCAUCCGCACCAGUACGUGUACGCGCACGAUCUGUUCAUCAACAAGCUCAACGAUCAGGUCACCGGGUUCCAGUGCCACAACUGGGCGGCCAAGGAUCCGGCGAUCGAGCAGAUUGUGCAGGAGGGCGGGGAGGAUCUGCGCGAGAAAUGGAAUGCGGCGACUGAGGAAGCGGUGCAGAGACUGAGCGAACUGGCGGCGGAUGUCGAGUGGAAGGCGCCGCCCGAGUCGACGGACGUGCUCGCGAUGCCCGUCUCCAAGGGCAACGUGGUGGUGAUGCCGCACCCGAACCCGGAGCGACAAGGCCCCGAGAUCCACCUGGGCACCGUCGGCGCAAUGUCCUCGAUGAAGAAGUACGAGGGGAUCACUGGCGGCGGCGACGACGAGUCCUCGAUCAACCAGAUCCGCGAGUCGUUCGCCGAGUCGUUCAAGAUCCGCUGCAUGGACGCCGGCUUCGACUCGGUCGUCGGCGCCGUCGUCGGAUCGUGCGUCAAGUCGUGGGCGCUCGUGCGCGGCAUCUCCGACUAUCACUACGGACAGAGCCGCGCCGGAAAAGUUUGGCAGGUACGUUCUAGGCCGCACACAGGUUGGACUAUCGAAAUGUUUUAAAUGUUAAAAUUUCGAAUCGAGAAUUCUUGAAAAUUUUAAUUCGAAAACUGUAUUUAGGCGAAAAAUACGCUUUCACGAGAAAAUUUGUAUGUUUUUAGAACUUUUAUCGAUAAAACUUUCUGAUUUUCAGGCUCACGCAGCUGCUCGCGCCGCCGGAAUGACACGUUGCAUCAUCGAAAAACUGCCGAAUUCCGCCUAG